UCGAUAGUUGAUACUCCGAUUUUGUUAGUCAGUAGCGUGUGAUUGUGUUAGUCACUGGAGUGUGGCAACAAUUCGUGACGUUGGUUAUAGCUAUUUCAAGGCUUCAACCAGGAUACGUAUUCUAAUAUAAACUUUCAGACGAAACAUCAGUUCAGUAGAAGACAGAACACGCUGAGAGAUAAAACAGCCUGAAUCGCAGCAAACACACACAGAGGAUAAUGGCAGGUUUAAUUAAAGCUAAAGAGUAUGACUGGAAAGACAGUAACCUUGAAAUGUUCGGGUCUGACCUUGACAGAAAUGUGAAAAAGGAUUCCGCCAAAACAGAACCAGCCUGGAAACAUGCUGGAGAGAAACCUGGAAUCCAGGUCUGGAGAAUUGUGAAAUUUAAAGUUAGAGACUGGCCUCAGCAGGAUUAUGGGAAGUUUUUCAAUGGAGAUUCAUACAUUGUGUUGAACACAUACAAGGAGGAAGGCACCGAACAGCUCCUGUAUGAUGUGCAUUUCUGGAUCGGCAAACACAGCACUCAGGAUGAAUAUGGAACAGCAGCAUAUAAGACGGUGGAACUAGAUACAUUGCUUGACGAUGUCCCCGUUCAACACCGUGAAGUUCAAGGUCACGAAUCAGCUCUUUUCAAGAGUUACUUUCCUACAAUCACAAUUUUGGAAGGAGGAGCAGAUAGCGGAUUCCGACAUGUAAAACCAGAGGAGUACAAACCAAGACUCUUUCAUUUCCAUGGCGACAGGAAACACGUGGAUGUCAAAGAGGUACCACGAGCCAAAAGCCGGCUAGACAAAACUGACGUGUUUAUCCUGGAUCUUGGUCUGAGGAUAAUCCAGUGGAAUGGAAGUGGUUCAAACAAGGAUGAGAGAUUCAGGGCCUCUCAGUAUAUGCGUGGUCUGGCUGAUGAAAGAAAUGGUCGCGCCAAGACUGAGGUGGUAGAUGAAGAUGGAACAGACUCGGAUACAAGACGGAUGAAGGCCGAAUUCUGUAAGUUCCUCACAGAGGAGGACCGUGAAGACACGGACAAGCAGUACGAAGCGGCUGAUUUGUCAAAACAGCUUUUCAGAUUGUCUGAUGAAAGUGGCAAAUUGCAGUUUUUUUUGGAGAAGGAAGGCUCAGUUACAAAAGGCGACUUUGACAGCAAGGAUGUCUUCAUAUAUGACACAAAACAAGAGUUGUUUGUCUGGAUCGGCAAACAGACGAGCUCCACAGAAAAGAAGAACGCAAUGGCCUAUGCUCACAAAUACCUGAUGAAGUCCGAUCAUCCCCUCGUUCCAGUCAGUUGUUUGAAGGAAGACAGACCGUCACGGGAAUUUAUUUCUGCCCUGGCUGCCUAAACUUCUUCACUGUGAACAAGAACCAGAAACUGUUUUUUGUAAUACUAAUACACCAUUGUGUUUGAUAAUAACCGUAACAAAAAAUAUAUAAUGUAUUUCUGCCCUGGUCGCCUAAACUUCUUCACUGUGAACAAGAACUAGAGACUGUUUUCUGUAAUACUGAUAUACCAUUGUGUUUGAUAACAACCUUAACAAAAAAUAUAUAGGCCCUAAUGUAUUUCUGCCCUGGCAGCUUAAACUUCUUCACUUUGAACAAGAACUAGAGACUGUUUUCUAUAAUACUGAUUCACUAUUGUGUUUGAAAACCCCCCCAAAAAACAAGAUCAUCAUAGCUGUGAUGUUGCAAAGAGUUCAAUGCCAAACUGUGAUAUAUGCCAAUUUCUAGAUUUUGGAGUUAGCAGUGAAGGUGUGCUGGGCUACGUCAGAAACCAGUCAAAUAGCUUGUGAACGUUAGCCAAACGCUUGCUGGCUGAACUUAGGACUGAUGUUGGUACAACUCAACAAUAUAGCAAUAAAGAUUCUGUCAAAACGCGAUCUAUGCCCAUUAAACAGGACCUUAAAUGAUGGUUCAUGUGAAAAAUUGUACAUCAAACAUGUCCAUGUAUGUUGCAGAACAAUCAUGUUUUCUCAAAAUGACAUAAAUGGAUAUACAUGUAUUACAGUUAGGGAAAUGAACUCUUCAUGUUUUGGUGUUUUUUUUAUCAUAUAUAUAUACAUGUAUACAUUUUGCUUUCAUAGCUAUCAUAACGUUAACUAGUGUUGCAUGUCAAUUAACUUUCAGUCAAAUUGAAUAGUGCUGAAUUGUGCUUUAAACUGUAUUAACAGAACGUGUAGUACUGCAGUGAAACCCCUCAAAAUCGGACCCUCUAUAAACUGGAAUUUGUUACAAACCGAACAUCUUUUACAAUCCCUUUUUAAAAUAACGGUAUACAACACAACCUCUCUAAACUGAACACCUAUUAAAAUCAGACUUUUUAC
Molecule: messenger RNA, 2315 nt
Organism: Gigantopelta aegis
Lineage: Eukaryota; Metazoa; Mollusca; Gastropoda; Neomphalida; Peltospiridae
Product: gelsolin-like protein 2
Exons: 15
Coding region: 219-1337 (372 amino acids)
Molecular function (GO): actin filament binding
Source: RefSeq, a predicted model, not a curated record